Molecule: messenger RNA, 1301 nt
Organism: Gymnodraco acuticeps
Lineage: Eukaryota; Metazoa; Chordata; Actinopteri; Perciformes; Bathydraconidae
Product: serum paraoxonase/arylesterase 2-like
Molecular function (GO): arylesterase activity
Source: RefSeq, a predicted model, not a curated record
CUUCCUGUGUGACCUUUAUAUGCACAGAGAGUGUGUUUGUAAUCCUGGCAGCCAUGAAGAAAGUACUGGCUGCUGUUGUUGCUGCCUUUGCAGCUUUCAUUGGAUACAAAUUCCUUAAACUAAAUGAAAUGAUGCUUGCUUCAAGGGAAAUGCCUGUGAAACACCUCAACUGUCAAUAUUUGAAGAAUAUUGAAUAUGGGGCAGAGGAUAUCACAAUACUGAAAGACGGUCUGGCCUUUCUAAGCACAGGGUUGAAAUAUCCUGGACUUCCUUCGUUCUCCGAUGAACCAGGGAAGAUUUACAUUUUAGAUUUGCUGCACCCGAAGCCAACUCCAGUCGAGCUGCAGAUCAAAGGAGAGCUGGACCUAAACUCUUUCAACCCACAUGGCAUUAGUGUAUACACUGAUGAAGCAGAUGACUCUGUUUACCUGUUUGUUGUCAAUCACCCGGAACACAAAAGCCAAGUUGAGAUCUUUCAUCUUGUUCAGGAAGACACACUUGUGCACUUAAAAACGAUAGCCCACCCCCUACUCCACAGGUGUGUACUGUACGAUCAAUCUUUAACAGUAUCACACCUUUUACAUUUGACAAUCUAUAAGCGUUUUAUCUCAUUAAUUGUGUCUUUCAGUGUAAAUGACAUUCUUGCAGUCGGAAAAGAGAGCUUCUACGCCACAAAUGAUCACUACUUUGCCAGUGAUGUGCUCCACUUUUUGACUCUCAUCCUGGAUUACCCCAUGUGUGAGGUGGUCUAUUACAGCCCUGAGGAAGUGAGGGUGGCAGCCAAUGGCUUUCUGUCUGCAAAUGGCAUCAACAUAUCACCUGACAAACGUUAUAUUUAUGUUUCAGAUAUUGUUGGCCAUGACAUCAAGGUGUAUGAAAGACAACAAGGGGAACAAUUAAGGUUUCUAAAGUCUGUAGCUGUUGGGUCACUGUGUGAUAACAUCGAGGUGGACCACAGAACAGGUGACAUUUGGCUUGGUUGUCAUCCAAAUGGCCAGAAGUUGGUGAAGUAUGACCCUGAAGAUUUGGCCGGCUCUGAGGUCAUCCGGAUCAAGAACAUUCUCUCAGAGAAACCAGUGAUGAGCCUGGAGUACGGUGAUGACGGCCAUGUGCUCGUCGCCUCCACUGUAGCAGCUCCCUUUGAGGGAAAGUUGCUAAUUGGAUCUAUUUUCCACAAAGCCCUGUAUUGUGAUUUAAAAUAAUCUGUCUACUUUGUAUCUAAUGAUUUUUAAGGAAAUUAAUGUUGUAAGAAAGGAUUUGGAUGGACAUGGGAUACAAAAAUAAAAUCUUGAUUCACAAUU